CUCCAAUAGAGCAAGUAGAGCUGCUCUUGUGCAACCAACACCACCACCACCUCCUCCAUUGAUUCACAGACUUCAAAUUCCCCCACAAGAAGCCCAUCAGCUUCUACUGUGAUCACAUUAAUAACAACAAUAGCCCGUGAUCACACAGGAGGAGAAAACCGGCGCUGCUCGUCCUCCGCGGGAUACUUGGAUAGCUACAGCAACAGGAUCCAUCCCUGCUCCUCUGUCUUUUUUCUCCACGCCUGAUCCACACCUGUGUUUUCCACUUUGAGAAGACCCACUUUUUGGCUCCUUGGAUACCUGCGCGUUGUCCUCUAUAAAUGUCGGACUGAAUCUAACUGCUAUGACAGGGAAACUAGCGGAGAAGCUCCCUCUUACCAUGAGCAGUUUAAUAAACACGAUCCCUGACAGUCUGUACCCAGAAGAGGACAUCCCGACGUCAAUGAAUAUUUUCACCAGUACGGAAUCUAUAAACCACUACUCACAGAUGAACACAGAUAAUAUCAUGGAUCUGGGCAUGGGAGGUGAGAAGACAUCAGGAGAGAUUCAGUAUGGAUCCAGCUUCCAGUCCAACCGCAGCGGGCAGACUGUCACCUAUCUGGGGAAGUUUGCCUUUGACACUCCUCCGUCAGGUGGCAUCGGUGGCUCUGGCUGGUGCUCUGACAACAACAUCAUCAGUCUUGUCAGUGCGGGGAUCCUCGGUGUUUCUCCAUCACCAGGCACGGUAACAACGCAGACAUCAUCCUCCGCAGCCAGCAUGGGCGGACAGACGUCAGACAUGGAGCAGGUAUACGGUCCUCCACUGCCUGCAUACUCCACCUGCAGCGACCUGUACCAGGACCAGGUCUCCUUCCACCACAGCCCGGCCACCAGCACGGCACUCGCCUACCCUGGCAAUGACUAUCACUCCACAUCCAAAGCCCCAAUGGAUGGCAGCCUUUUCUCCAUGAUCCCUGACUACAACCUUUUCCAUCAUCAGGGGGAGGUUGGUGUGAUGGAGCACAAGCCUUUCCAGACAAUGGACCCCAUUCGAGUUAACCCUCCACCCAUUACACCCCUGGAGACAAUCAGGGCGUUCAAAGACAAGCAGCAGAUUCACCCAGGUUUCAUCGGCGGGCAGCAGCACCCUCCUCAGCAUCACCCACCGCCACAGACUCUCACCCUGAAACCCAUCAGACCGAGGAAGUACCCUAACCGUCCCAGCAAAACCCCCGUCCACGAACGUCCUCACGCCUGUCCUGCAGAGAACUGUGACAGACGCUUCUCACGCUCAGACGAGCUCACACGUCACCUCCGCAUCCACACAGGUCACAAACCCUUCCAGUGCAGAAUAUGCAUGCGCUCCUUCAGCAGGAGCGACCACCUGACCACACACAUCCGCACACACACGGGGGAAAAACCCUUCUCCUGUGAGUUCUGUGGACGCAAGUUUGCCAGAAGUGACGAGAGAAAGAGACAUGCAAAGGUUCACCUGAAACAGAAGGACAAGAAGCCGGCUGACAAGAGCAGUGGGGCUGCUGGGAGCCACAGCUCCCCGCCUAGCUCCUGUGGUGGGCCGACAGUGGGGACGUCAUGACCGUCACUACAUGCACAUGGACUGGACUCUCACCAUGCCCCACAGAGACAAAGGAAGACAGGACCACGUCCACUAUGAGACAAAUAGGUGACUCUUUUCCUCUCUUUUGCAUCGCCUGCUCUUUUCAGUUCCUUCUAUUUUGAGAUGGAUGCCUUUAGUUAAAGAAAGAGGGGAAAGUAACUCAUAGCCUCAGCUACUGUAACACAGUGCCACCACAAAGAAGGGCACCAUGGCACAUUCUGUCCAAAAGGCCGCUGUGUGUCUGUAGGUUUUGGUGUGGAAACACUUUUGUAAAUUUUACUGAUAAUUUCUAAAUUGGAAGGAAGCCAGAAUCCAUCACAGGGGUCAAAAAAGACUAAAUUAAAACAGAGCUUAGUUAAAGGGUGAGUUGUCUGAGAGGUAUGCAUUCAUUUUAUUAGGCUGUUUAAAAGUGCAAUUGGUUAUAUUUGUGUACUGUCAUGGAUACCUUAUUAGUGGCACUUGACUGUCUUUUUGUUGUUGUUUUUAUUUUUGUUGAGGUGUUGUGUUUUUAUUUUAUAUUUGAAUGUUCUUUUUCUAAAGAAUGUGCCAAAUGUAUUGUGGUAAUACAGCCAACCUUGUUCUUAUUAUUGUGCCUGACAUUUGCCAAACAUAGCAGUGAUUUCAGCUUAGCACAUGUGUUGAGUUCAAGCAAACAUCAGAUCUCGGAUCUUAUAUUUUUCUGCACAAUUUGGUUGAACCUACACGAUGACUGAAUGGGUUACACAAAGCACACCGAUGUCUUGUCCUGUAACCUGUACUGAUAAAACAAACAUGCCUGCAGCAAUCAAUGCCUUUGCCAAUACUUAUUUAUUUGUAGUCACUGAGAGACACUGUGUAUUUUUGUUGCCUUUUUAUAUGGUGGCUUUAUGUGGUGUUACCAGAUAUAAUUUCUGUUGCUUUUUUUGAAAGCUCACCAAUAUUUUUCAUUUCAUAUUUUCUUGAGUUCUGCAAUUAUAUGCAAUAUAUUCAUGACACAUGUCGACAACCUGUAAAUCAAAUGAACUAAAAGCACAGUUAGACAGGCUGAACUACUUCAAUAUAUGUCACUGGGUUGCAAACCAGCAGAACAUGAAAGCAAAGAUAAAUAAGGAUUCAAAGUUUAGACUAAAUUACUUGGUUCUAGCCACCAAAAGAUACGCAGCAUAUUGUAAGAGGGAAAAGUGAAAAAGUCCAAAUCCAUGUUUACAUCUUUUUUUAAUAUAGUAAGACUGAGACUGAGUUGUAAACUAAGAAGUUGUUGUUUUUGUACAGUAUACAAACAUGUAUGCAGGUAGCUACAGUAGAAGUUUCACUUUUGUACUAAACUGUCAAAUGCACCAUAAUUCAGUAUUAAAUUGUGCAUAUAUGUGCAUGCUUUCAUGCACACUAUGUAAAUACAAAUGUCUGCAUAAACAAGAACUUUCAAUUGA
Messenger RNA from Notolabrus celidotus (New Zealand spotty), 3006 nucleotides. It is a transcript of the gene egr3, whose product is annotated as early growth response 3. The coding region runs from base 344 to 1576 and encodes 410 amino acids. The record is from RefSeq and is a predicted model, not a curated record. Gene Ontology annotation, molecular function: DNA-binding transcription factor activity, RNA polymerase II-specific; RNA polymerase II cis-regulatory region sequence-specific DNA binding. NCBI's taxonomy places the organism in Eukaryota, Metazoa, Chordata, Actinopteri, Labriformes, Labridae. The transcript has 2 exons. Gene Ontology annotation, biological process: regulation of transcription by RNA polymerase II.